CUUGACAAGGUCAAGGUGAGAGACUGUCCAGUAAAAUGGCCGAUAAUUUCCAGCUGUUGACAUUAUUAGGAACGGGAACAUUUGGAGAGGCAUGGAUUGCAAAGUCAAGAAAACAUGAAAUGAGAUGUGUGGUGAAAGUGAUAAAUAUUCUCCGAUUAUCCGAGCGGGAACUUGACCAGGCUUUGACCGAAGUAUCCGUUCUGGGGCGAAUGCACCAUGUGAAUAUUGUGCGGUAUUUGGACGCCUAUGUUCACGACGGGGCUUUAAAUAUUGCAAUGGAAUAUGCUGAUGGUGGUGAUCUUCAUAAGAAGAUUUGUGACCAAAAAGGAGUUUCGUUCAACAAAGAGGUGAUCAUGGAUUGGUUUGUUCAGAUGUGCAUGGCACUUCAGUACAUCCACAAACAGAACAUACUACACAGAGAUCUAAAGUCUCAGAACAUAUUUUUAACCUCAAAAUCCAUUGUAAAAGUUGGAGACUUUGGAAUAGCUCGAGUACUCAAGGACAGUUCGGAUUUGGCUGUGACCACCAUAGGUACACCCUUCUAUCUCAGUCCAGAAAUAUGCCAGAAAAAGCCCUAUAACCACAAGAGUGACAUGUGGGCCCUGGGCUGUGUCUUGUAUGAGAUGUGUUGUCUGAGUGUACCAUUUAAUGCUGAAGAUCUACAGGAACUCAUCUUAAAAAUCCUGCAGGAAAAUUACAAAGCUAUUCCAAGAUUUUUGGGAUCAACCUUGAGUCUUCUGAUUAAAAAGCUCCUAGAUAAAAACCCUGAGAAUCGUCCCUCAGCAGAUUAUAUCCUGUCUCUGUCUGCACUUAAACCAUAUAUACAGAAACAUGACCCAAAGAGCCGACAACUCAGACAGCUUCAGUCAAAGGAGCGACGAUUUAGUCUCCCAAACAUACCAACAAAGCAUAAGGAAGAAAAAGAAAGAAAAAACAGCAUAGCUUCAGUCGACAAAGAAAAUUUGGACCCAAAGAUGGCAGGAAAGACAUACUUGGUUAAGAACCCAAAAUUUAAGCAACUGGCAAAUACUCCAAAUAUCUCACAUAUUGUGGCCAAGCAAAGGAAGAGGCAAUCUGACAGUCAGGAAGAGUCCAUUUCAAGGGCAGCUCUGUUCUGCAGAGUGGAAAGAAGUUCAUCCAACACUAACACUGAAAACAAGCCAGUGAUUGAAAGAAAAAAAUCCACAAAAAAUGUUGAUUUCCAAACUGAUAUCAACAAUAAAGAAAACUGGCAGUCUAAUGAUAUAAUACCCAGACAGAAACUUGAAAAAAGAGAUCAGGAUUCAAGAAGACAACAAAGUGUUGAAUCAUGUGAAAACAUUGGCAAACCACCAUCAGGACGCAAAAGUCUGGAUUCCAAGCCUCAGAGUCUUCAAGCAUUUCAGAAGGAAGGAGGUAAUAAUUUCAGAGGACACGCAGCAGAGUCCAAUCAGAUGAAGAGAGUUAACAGUGAGAGGAGAAGCUCUGGGAUACACAGCAGUGAAUGUCAGGCAAAACCAAGGUUUAAGACUCCUAGCAUGGAACACAGAACCUCUGACAGAAGACCUACUCCUAUUGGGUCUGAAAGUUCAAGUGUGACCAAAAAACUUUUCUCAAGACACAAAUACCCAUCAUGCCGUGCCAGUAAUGAUGAACCUGACCAAUCAGAAACAGAAAAUGAAGUAUUUUUGGAUCAGGGUGUAACUGAAAGUGAAAUCAAACCUACAACUGUUGCUGACAAUAUCAACAGCCCCAAGAAAGUAAGAAGAUCAAGUUCCUAUGACUGUGUAUUUGUGGACAAAAAACAGAACCAUAAUGACGGUUCAAUCCCAAGAGCAAAGUCAGCAGGAAGCAUCAAAAGGCUGUCGACAGAUGGAUAUACCUACAAUAUCUCAUCAUCUCUUAUGCCUUCAGGGAACAAAGAUACAGACCAAGGCAAAAUGGACUUCAAUCAGGAAUUGUUGAAUAGUGUACCAAGUAUCUUAUAUAACUCUGUGUGUAGCUUUAUAACAGACAGGAGUAAGGGAAUAGAGUUUUUGUCUGCAGUAAUUAUCAGGGCUUUUGGGAAGAGAGAAGCAGAUAAGUACAUCAGCAAAAUAACAGAGAGCAUGAUUGAACAAAAACCCUUCCAGGAAGUAGAACGGAUCAUUCCAGAAAAUAAGAGGGAAUUUCUUCCCCUUGUGUUGUGUUACAUACAAAUGUCAUAUUGAUGCUGAAUUAAUAUUCCCUGCAGUUUACACAGGGCACAAAAU
Molecule: messenger RNA, 2231 nt
Organism: Saccostrea echinata
Lineage: Eukaryota; Metazoa; Mollusca; Bivalvia; Ostreida; Ostreidae
Product: serine/threonine-protein kinase Nek3-like
Exons: 9
Coding region: 36-2189 (717 amino acids)
Biological process (GO): protein phosphorylation
Molecular function (GO): ATP binding; protein kinase activity
Source: RefSeq, a predicted model, not a curated record